Molecule: messenger RNA, 1509 nt
Organism: Schistosoma mattheei
Lineage: Eukaryota; Metazoa; Platyhelminthes; Trematoda; Strigeidida; Schistosomatidae
Source: the annotation of a GenBank genome assembly
GCGAGGUUCAUUUAUCAAUGUGUCAUGCGCACAAGUUGACGAUGGCGGUGUUUAGUAUUGACCACAUGCGCGUUUAGUUAUCUUACGGAUUGUUUACACAUAAAUAUAAUAGCUAAACACGAUGAUUUAAGUUUUUGCAACAGGUAACUACAAAAGAAGGUCACGCAACACCUCAGAUCCUUAGUAAUCUUGAAGAUAGUUCGUAUUACUUUACACUACAAAUCUCGCUAGUAGUCAUCCGGAUAUAUUGUCAUAGGGAAGUAAAAUACAUAUUCUCCAAUAAGUCCAACCCAGUAUAUUUUUCGAGGUAGCUCACUGGAAAGUAUUCAGCACGAAAACAAUUCACCUAGCGUCCUCACCGACUCGUUAUACAACAAAUGUGCCAGUGAUGAUAGCACUCUAUUCUCAUCGUCCUGUCUAUUUAUUGCUCGGACGAAGUUUGAACACGGCAUCUACUUUGAUUCAACCUCAUAUAACAGCUAAGCAUCGUGAAAUAAUUGAGUCAUGCUGCACCAUCGAAGUUACGACCGAUCGACUAAGCUAUGCGUCUUUGUGCUUGGAUCCUGAAAAUAAAAAUUCAAUUAUUCUUUCCAGCUGGAACAGCCUUUCACUCAAUUUGCCUUCUGGAAAGGAAUUCAGACCAUACAUGUGUUCCUCCAUGUUCAAAGCUACCACUCAACGUUUGGUACAUGAUAUUUGCUCAUCUGGAAAAUUGACCAGUAGUCAAUUCGCCUUAGUGUAUGUGUCUUCUAAAUUAUCUUCAGCCUCAUUGGCAUAUAAUUGUUCUAAUAUAAUUAAAGACAACAUUCUAUGUAGUAACUAUCUUGGAGCAAGUACUGAUGUUAUUCUCCGGCCUAUCGCACCAUUAUCAACUUCUUCAUUUACUACAAUCCAUAGCUUAGACAUUCGCAAUGUUCAUCAAGCUGUAAUCAUGGGUUAUCUUCUAGCAUUUUUAUCAUCCAAUAUUAACAAUACACCAACAAGUCAAUUAUGCAUAUCAACUAAUUGUCCAUCAAUAGAAACUUUAGUAAAAUGGACUAAUCAAUCAACUAAUCGUUGGACAACUUAUUUAAGUCAUCAAAUGUUUAAAAAUCAAUCCAAUAUUACGUUCUCUCUUCUUCCUGUGAAAUCUAACCAUUUAACAAAUAUAUCAGCCCCAACAAAAACUAUACAUAGUAAUAAUGAUAAUGAUUCGUCAGAUAUAAUUCAAAUACGUGUAGAAUCUUCACAAUUGUUUUCAAUUUAUAAAUGUUUCAAUUCUAAAAAUCACGAACAUAUUAGUACUGUACAGUUUUUACUGGCUCGAUGUUUGUUUACAUGCAUGUAUCAUCUGUUAAAGGACAGGUAUUCGAUGAUGGUUUAAAGUCAUUACUAUUACUUUUUGUAUUUAUUAUUACCCACUUUCUGUAUAAGAUAGAGUUUUGCUUUGACAAGAAAUGUGUAUUUAAAAAAAUGUGCUUACAUUUCGCUGUCUUUAUUGUGAAACGAAAUUGUGAUUGAUUAUUCUUA